Messenger RNA from Eucalyptus grandis, 775 nucleotides. RefSeq names its product peroxiredoxin-2. The record is from RefSeq and is a predicted model, not a curated record. Gene Ontology annotation, cellular component: cytoplasm. The transcript has 3 exons. Lineage: Eukaryota; Viridiplantae; Streptophyta; Magnoliopsida; Myrtales; Myrtaceae. Gene Ontology annotation, biological process: cell redox homeostasis; hydrogen peroxide catabolic process; cellular response to oxidative stress. The coding region runs from base 108 to 596 and encodes 162 amino acids. Gene Ontology annotation, molecular function: thioredoxin peroxidase activity.
AUCGCUCCGAAUUUGCAGGCGCUCCGCUCUACCUUUUUAGGAACCUUCCGAUUGCCUCGUCUUCAACGACCGGUCUCCCCCUCGUCGCCCCGCCGCACCGUCUGGCCAUGGCCCCGAUCGCCGUCGGCGACGCCAUCCCCGACGGCACCCUCGCCUACUUCGACGAGCAGGACCAGCUCCAGCAGGUCUCCGUGCACUCCCUCGCCGCCGGCAAGAAGGCCGUCCUCUUCGCCGUCCCCGGCGCCUUCACCCCGACUUGCAGUCUGAAGCACGUGCCGGGCUUCAUUGAGAACGCCGAGCUGCUGAAAUCCAAGGGUGUGGAUGAGAUUCUGUGUCUCAGCGUGAAUGACCCAUUUGUGAUGAAGGCGUGGGCAAAGACUUACCCUGAGAACAAGCAUGUAAAGUUCUUGGCAGAUGGUUCGGCGAAAUACACCCAUGCUCUUGGCCUCGAGCUUGACCUAAGUGAGAAGGGGCUUGGGACUCGCUCCAGGAGAUUUGCUCUCUUGGUCGAGGAUCUCAAGGUGAAGGCAGCCAACAUCGAAUCCGGGGGAGAGUUCACCGUCUCCAGCGCUGAUGAAAUCCUUAAAGCUCUCUGAGUUUUUUGCAUCUCUCAACAGCAGCAUGGUUUUGGAGUCUUUGAACUCUGUGUUUGUUGUCAUACCGCUGUUAGCCUUAUGUUAAACCCGCAGUAUAGCGGGUCUAUAUAUCUUGACUCUCAUGUUGUAUGGUUAUAUGGACGUAAUGGAAUAAUGAUUCGGUUCUCGUCCUCGUCUUA